This is a messenger RNA of Trichoderma gamsii, 1023 nucleotides long. RefSeq lists its product as hypothetical. The transcript has 2 exons. The coding region runs from base 1 to 1023 and encodes 340 amino acids. The record is from RefSeq and is a predicted model, not a curated record. Lineage: Eukaryota; Fungi; Ascomycota; Sordariomycetes; Hypocreales; Hypocreaceae.
AUGAUUUAUCACUCUGUCACUUCGAAAAUCUACAACAAUAUUGCAAGGCUUUCAAACAAUACAACAAUACUUGUUCUCAUCGCAGGAAUCACUGGCAACUUGGGCACUCGCCUGGCAAAGGUUGCAACCUCGAGGGGUUUACAGGUCCGAGGUUUGGGUCGUGAUCGCACAAAGCUCGACGAGAAGAAGACUGGGAUUAUUGAAUCAUUCAUCACCUCUCAGACCUAUUACGACAUUCCUGCACUCGAAACAGCGGUCGAAGGUGUUGAUGCUGUUAUCUGCGCCUAUUCACCCACCGCUAUACUGGACUUGGAGGGUCACCUCCUUCUCUUCCGUGCCGCCGAACGCGCAGGCGUCACUAUCUUCCUCGCUUCGUCCUGGGGCCACCCUUUGGAUAAAAUAUCUUUUGGCGAGUAUAAACACUACAACACUCACAUUGCAUUUAAACAACAGGUAGCAAUGACCAGCUCUAUAAAGCCGGUCUUCAUGAAUGUCGGAAUAUUCGCCGACCUUCUAUACGGUCCGUUUGGACCAGGUGGCUGGGACACAACUGGUGCAAAUCCCACAAUUGAAUAUUGGGGGCAGGGAAACAAGCGGAAGAUCCAUUGGUCUGAGCUCAAUGACGUGGCCGAAUGGACGAUUGAUGUCCUGCAGAGCAAGGACAUACAGGCGGGCAAGGGCGGCACAUAUCAAAUGCAAUCCGGAGCUUCUACUCUUGAAGAGUUCGCAGCCACUUGGACGAAGGUGACCGGAGAGGAAGUUAACCUGGUCAACCGAGGCAGCCUGGAAGAUCUCGAGUCGUUGGUUUACACUGCGCGCAAGGAGAAAGGUACGGGCCGCUAUAUCGAGUACCUAGUUAAUGCAACAUCACUCCUCCACACAAGAGGAGCGUUCAUUAUAACCGAAUUUGACCUCAUGGAAAGCUCAAAGACCCGCACUACUUUGGAGGAAUAUGUUACAGCACUUCUUACGAAUCGCAAUACUAUCAAGGAGUAUAUUAAAAAGCUUGAGUCAGUACAUUAA